Alosa sapidissima (American shad) is the source of this 4381-nucleotide messenger RNA. RefSeq names its product up-regulator of cell proliferation-like. NCBI's taxonomy places the organism in Eukaryota, Metazoa, Chordata, Actinopteri, Clupeiformes, Clupeidae. Gene Ontology annotation, molecular function: GTP binding. The record is from RefSeq and is a predicted model, not a curated record.
UGGGAAUAUCCAUGACCAACCCCACUCUCACUCGUGCUAUAUUGCUUAAGUAUAGAACAAGAAUGGCUGGACAGGACAAAACAUGUGAUGUGAAGGUCAACACUCAAGUGAACAUCUUAGCUACAGAUCCCAUUGGUGUUGAAACUCUGAGAGCAGUUAUUGUGCGGAAAGGUGCAAGUGUUCUGGCAGAUUAUGAGGCCUCUGGAACACUCUCAGAGUCUUCAAGAAAACUCCUUGUUAAAAUCGCUGUCAGUGAGUUGAUUGAGAGGAAGGGAUUUCGACAGUUAUCCACAAAGUGAAGACAAAUCCAAGUUGGCCAGAUCUAUGGUAGCACUUUUCCCAUCACUCAAAAUCAAGAUGGGAGAGGAGAAUGAGGGAUUUGAACAUUUCUAUGACCCCAUAUCCCACAGUGGAUUCCUUGAGAUCCGACUCCGAAAUCUAAGGAGGAAUCUUCAAGAUGAUCAACGCCGUUAUCAGCGCAAGCGUGUCAAGUCCACUGAUAACCCUAGAGCGUCCAUUAGGGUGGAAAUGCCUGCAGAAGGGGAUGAUUCAGUCAACGAAUGGAUGACGGUUAUAAAAAGAAUGAGACCGUGUCAGGAAAACCUCAGCACCAUCAAAGAAGCCGUGGACAAAACCUAUGCUAGUCGAAGGUUGUGGAUUGCUGCUAGACAUCCAACGUUGGAGGAAUUUUUUGCAGAGUUUCCACGCUUUGUGGACAUGCCAUACUGUACAUGUUUGACACAGAAUUUGGAAAGAUGUUUCCUGGAAAAGCUGACAUGUAAAUCCGAAAAUGGGAGGGAACCAUCAUCCCGAAGAUACUGAAAAUGUCCACAAAUGAACCUGCAGCUGCCUUGCCAUCAGUUCCUGAGGAUGAUGUUUCAUGUUACAGAGCUCUUCAUAAGCUUGUCCAUCUGCUGCCCCCCACUGCAUCAGGCAGGGGCAAAGGGAACACCAAAUGCAGUGUGAAGUCAGCUUUGGGCUACCUUUUGCAUAUAAAACCGCUAGCUGUGCCACAAAUACUCCUUCGGGGAAGCGCAGGCUGGUACUGCAACAUUCCUCCCAACCGCCUCCUCCCUUUCUGGGAAACGUGCCAACAGUCGGGGAAACCAAAAGGGAAACCAAAAACCCUUCUCAAUGUCCAGGUCCAGUAGAAAAACUUGUGAACAACAGAUGUCUUGUCAGAAGAUUGACAGACUCUGUAUCGACAUACGUCCAUGAGGGAUUAAGGGCUUGGAUGUGUAAAAGCCAAUGAUUGACCUUUGAGGAAAACAGCAUGGCUUCACCAGAUGAAGAACUUUUGCAUCACUCAAAAUUACAAGAGGAGGAUCUACCACACCAAAGACCAGGUGUCCCCCCAGCAGUUCGACCAAGAUGCAAGAAAGAAAUAGCUGCUCCACCAGCAGUUCCACCAAGACGUAAAAGAGAAAUAGGUGUUCCACCAGCAGUUCCACCAAGACGUAAAAGAGGUCAUCUGCUAUCAUUUCUUAGCAAAUUGGGUCUUUUGGAAUUGUAUCCAAAUAAACUCACUCUCAGUUCUUUACUGGAGAUAAGCAAUGGUGCAAUGUUAGACAAAAAGGUGGAGUCUCUCAAAGAUGUCCCUCUGGCUUUCAUAAGAAAACUACUGAUGAUCAAUAAAAAGUGCCGGAAUCACACAACCGCAGACUCUGGUGGCAAUGAGGAGGAGGAGGAGGAGGAAGUCAAUCCCUUGGAUCUGGUUACCGCGCUCUACCUUUGUGCUGACAGCUUUUUGCAGCAAGAAAUGUCCAUCAAGAUGUCAAUGUGCCAGUUUGCUGUCCCUUUUCUAUUACCUUGCCCUGAUAAUAAUCAGUGCACACUCAUGGUAUGGGCUCUUAGGAAUAUUUACAAAGAGUGGCGACCCCAUGACCUUAUGCACAACAAAAACCAUUUAGAGGACAGUGUGGUCCAUGCACCCAUACCUCUCCUUACCUUUGUUCGUCUGAAAGACUGUAGACUCUCCAAAUCCCAAUUUAUCAAUCAUAUCCUGAGUACACAACAAAGUAUACAUUUCACACACAGAGACAUGGAUGGAGGAAAUGUCCCAAAGAAGAUCGCAAAUGGCCUGGUGGAGAUUGCCUGGUGUCUUCCAUGUGGACAGAGCAACAUUGAUGUGUUUCCUGAACCUGUGGCAAUAGUUAAUAUGAGGGGAGACAUACUUUCCAAAGAAACACAAUUCAGUUUCCUCAUGCAGGUGUCUACUGCAGUUUUUGUGUUCUUUGACACAAUGACCCAAGAGGAGGAGAGGUUGUUGGAUUUACAGGGCCCUCUAAAGUCCAAACUGUUUUUGGUGAUGAAUUCUGAAAUGGAGGGACAUCAUUCAAAGUCUGUUGAUACACUGAAACUCCAGGAAAAUCAUGUACUAAUUCGGAAACGGAACCUCAACAUGGCAAAGUUCUCCAAGCAGAUAAUUGGUGCCAUAACAACAGCCUUGGAAGCGUGCAAGAAAAUUAACAUAGAGGAAAUGUCAGACAUCGCACAUGAUUUGGGGAUCUCUGUGGACGAAUGUAAAAAUAAGGCCUCACAGUCAGCAAAGCUUGCAGCUGAUGACAUAAUGAAAGGCAUUGGGGUUCGUCCAAUAGCUGACUACAAGAAGAAACAGCUGCCUCUCCAAAGUGAAUACUUCAAAAAAAUAGCUGAAAUUGAGAUGGAGGAAUGCAGACUACAGAACGCAGGUGAUCUCAGUCUAGAAGAAUACAAGGCUCAACUUCUUGGGGAAAAAUGUACAUUGAGAAAAAGACAAGGCAGCAUCAGGACUGCAAAAGCAAUGGAGCAGUUCAUUCAAGCACUGUCUACCACAGACAAAGAGCAGAGAACAUUCUUUCUCAAGUGGAUGUCACUGAAACUAGAUAGGAAAUCUCACUUAACAGUACUUCGCAAAAAAAUCAAAGAAACAGGCCAGGGAAAGGACAACAUAUCAACAGUAGAGAUUGAUCAGCAGCUUCUGGACAAUUCUUUGGGCAUUGAACAUUACAUGAGAGAAAUGGGACAGAUGUACGAAUCCAGACCGUCAGAUGUUAGAAGAAACCUCCCUUCUGUUGCUGCUGAGCUUUUACUUGAUGGAUACCCCAUGGAGCUUCUUGAUGGAGACGCAUCCAUCAUUCCAGAGAAGUGGGUGACUGAUGUUCUUAUGGAGGUGCACAGAAAAGUAGGGAGCUCUCGACUCUUGGUCGUGUCUGUUUUGGGUGUGCAGAGCACAGGGAAAUCUACUCUGCUCAACACCAUGUUUGGCGUCCAGUUCCCUGUUAGCAGUGGCCGCUGUACUCGUGGAGCCUACAUGCUCUUCCUCUCCGUUGGACAGGAACUCCGAGAGGAGCUGGAAUAUGACUUUGUGCUGCUCAUUGACACUGAGGGCCUUAAAGCACCUGAACUUGCCACACUUGAUGGCAGCUUCAAGCAUGACAAUCAACUUGCAACACUUGUAAUAGGCCUCAGUGAUGUGACCAUCAUAAAUAUUGCCAUGGAGAAUUUAGCAGACAUGAAAGAUGUUCUGCAAAUAGCAGUUCAUGCAUUUCUGAGGAUGAAGCAACUUGGAAAGAAACCAGUCUGUCAUGUCUCAGGUGUAUCUGCACACAGCAAACUCACGAAAGAUCGGAAGCACCUUUUGGACCAGUUGAAUGAAAUGACAAAGAUUGCUGCUGGCAUGGAGAACCAGUCUGAAAUAAAGGAGUUCACUGAUGUGUUGGAUUAUGAUGUAGAAAAGAACAACUGGUACAUACCAGGCCUGUGGCAUGGAACUCCCCCAAUGGCACCUGUCAAUUCAGGGUACAGCAAAGCUGUGCAUGAGCUCAAAAGGAGUCUGCUAAACCUUAUGAACACUGAACAUUUAUCAGAGAUUCCGGAUUUUCUGAUAUGGAUGAAUAGCUUAUGGAAUGCAGUUAAACAUGAACACUUCAUCUUUAGCUUUAGAAACACACUUGUUGCCUAUGCCUAUGACAGCCUUUGUAAAGAGUUCUCAGGAUGGGAAUGGUCUUUCAGGAAGUGCAUCUACUCAUGGCUGAACAACGCAGAGACACAGGUAUCUAACACUGACACCAACAGAGUAAAGAGUUGCUCUGAAGAUUUGGAAUUGGAUGCCUUCAAAGUAAUUGCAGAUCAGACAGCUGAGAUGAAGAAGAAUUUGAAUGAGUAUUACAAACGCAAAGACAUGUAUGUGAACCUAGUGGAAAGGUACAGGUCUGAGUUCCAAAUUAAUAUCAAAAGUCUUGGCCAAGAAAUUACAAAAUUGGUUGAGAAUAAACUUCAGUCUGCAAUUUGUCUGAAACUGGUCAUGGAACUGGUAAACCAUCAGUUUUGGCCAGCAGAUAGAGCCAAUGGUGGGCCAUCUCUAGGCGACAGUGACGGCAAGACUCAGCUAUCAACAUGA